Messenger RNA from Annulohypoxylon maeteangense, 3268 nucleotides. RefSeq lists its product as uncharacterized. The transcript has a single exon. The record is from RefSeq and is a predicted model, not a curated record. NCBI's taxonomy places the organism in Eukaryota, Fungi, Ascomycota, Sordariomycetes, Xylariales, Hypoxylaceae. Bases 79 to 2616 code for a protein of 845 amino acids.
CUAGCAUAUCUCAGUUUGUUAUGCAUCACUAGCUCAAAAUACUCAUAUUUUCUUGGAGAUAUUGCUAGAGCUUAUUCCAUGUUACCCGAAGAAUUUAAAACACCGUGUAGACCAAGGCGCCCACCGCCCAGACCAAAUCGGUCAGGUGAAGCUCCACAGCCUUGGACUACCGCUCGUUGCAGCCGUUUGCUUCGGCCAUUACUUUCACGAAUAUCUUCUCUAAGAAAGGAUACUACAGCAUCGCUAUUAGACGCCAAGGACGAUGAACAUGAACAGGAGACAUCAUUGGGCGAUGAGCAACGUGAUGACCAUGAGUGGCUAGGGCCGAGGAAGAGAGUUCGAUUAACUUACUCUCAAAAACGGCCUUCCCGUCGUCAAGAUGAGCUGUGCCCGCCUAGCAAAGGUGCUAAGGGGUCAGACACAGCAGGGUACCUUCAUCGGAGUAGAGGGAAGGCUCUAAAUCCUGGAGAGAUAGUGCCAGCUACGCCUUUAUUACGACGUGCAAGAGGUCAUAUCAUCCCCUCCUCCCCUGCGGCUCCUAGUAAUCUCGGAGGAGAGUCUAGACAACUCACUACUGGAUGUAGGCGAGACCCCCGUUUGAAAAAGGGCAUAAUCAAGAACAAAGACCACGAGCAACGUCUGGCCAAACUACGAACUCAGUCAACGCCUGAUCGAUACAAUGACUUAGAGGCAAUAUAUCGGAGCUUGGAAGCACUUCUAACAGCAACACACCGCGACACGAACCAAAGGCGUGGUCCACGAUCAUUUCUCGACAUGUGUCUCAGGAAAGUACCGCAGUAUAUCGAAGCGCUCGAGGCCCAGGAGAGGAUGGACGCAGAGCAGAACGGCACUGUCUCUACGCUUGACAAUCUUGACACCUCAGCAGAGGUAUACAACUAUCUAGAAGACAUUGGACCGAACCCGGCCCUCGGAUGGAAACAUCUAAGGGUUGUAGUUCGGUCAGAUGGGCUUCAUGCGAUCAAGCAAGCAAUCUUAGAUGGUAUAUUCGGCGACGAAUUCUCGGAAUUACUCAUCGAUCUAUGCGUCCAAGCCGGCGCAUCAGCAGAGGCCGAAGAACUCGUCACAGCACUAAUCGAUCGCCAAUAUCCACCGCCGACGACACCGGAUAGCUCCUUUUCCGAGCUAGCAUCACUUCGACCGCUUACGGUGUUAUGGAACUUCGCAACAAAACAAGACCGCAUACCAUUUCUCUUGCGUCAAUACUCAUUACUAUUGUCUUACGAAUGCCUUCCGGAAGAUUGGCUUUCGUCCCGAGAAUUUGAACGCAUAUGGGCCUUAGCUGCCCGGCACCUGUCGAAAGUGGAUGCAGCCGACGACGCCGUGGCUUUCAUGAACCACUCCAUCUCGCUACUAUGCUGCCGAAAGCGGGUUCUCGCGCGUGGACCCGACGCGAGUACAGACAUAGCCGUAGCGAAUAAGCAGACGUUAAUUAGUGCUUUGACGAUGCUAACCGCGAUGAGCUCUUUGGGCGAGAUAGAGCUUCAAUCCGCAAGGGUUUCAGAAUCGGAGAUUACGAAGAUCAGCCUCAUCGGCAACAGGCUUCGAUGCAUUUUGAGAUCGUGCAUGGCUGACCUGGAGCUACCGAGACCCGCGCGACACGAUUUGGGAAAUGAUCUUCUAUAUUUAGCAUUGUUUCUUUCAUCGAGCACCGCCCGCAAUGACGACAGCAUUAGCUCCCGUUUGAGACAUGGCGUCGAGCAGGCAUGGCGGGCGAACGUUAACCCCGGAGCCGCGCGAGGCAGCCGCACGAAACAUCGUCUCGACGAUAUCGCAUCAUUCCUAUCGUCAGUAGCCCGUAGUUGUGGCAGAGGGAUGUCUGUUACGUCUCACAAGUGCCUGGAGACGCUGUUCUCCCAACUCGAUGGCCUCGGGCUCGAUCGGGAGAUCCUAAGCAGCAUGAAGGCAGUCUCCGCGUUCGCGCUGGCGCAGCAGACCAACGACGUCAAGGACUUCAUCUACGCGGAGAAGCUAGCCUCGAGCCAGCACGCGGCGGCUACGAAGACGGACGACAACGACGACAACGACGCGCGCCCGCGGAGGAGCCUUUUCUCCGGGUACCGAUGGGAGGAAACUAUAGGCGAAUGGGUUACCGUGAGCCCUGAGAGACGACGACCCAGGAUGAGGAUAAGGCAGUUUCGAUCUUCGUCUAGGAUGGAAAUGGGCCACGGCGAAGAGGGCGCCAGCCAGGCCGGGGGGUCCACAUUUGGUGAUGCAGAUAACGUUGCAAGUCCAGAAAUAGCCUCUGUACAGGGUAGUAUUCACAGCAACCAGGGCCCUCUGGCAGUCGGAACCGAACGCGUCAACGUCAAGAAACGUGCGUAUUCCUGCUCUAAAGCCGACAAACCGCGAGUAGCGGCCGGGGCUACAAUAGCGUAUCGCAGCAAGCAAUUCACAAAGUCUGCGAUCUUAUCGCUAGACGACGACGAUGAGCUCAAUUCUGAUAAGGAAAAUCAGAAUCAUGCCAUGGCCAAGAAGCCAAGGAGGAGCAUAGAUAAAAGGACGGUGCUAAGUCUGAAGCCACGAUCUAGUUUCGCAAGCGCAGCAAGCAUUGGCAUGCCGGGCGACGAUUGCAGCGACGACGAGCUCUGCAUGUGAGGGCUCGCCGUCUAUCUUGAAGGAAAACAUCACUAGAGUAUUUCUUCGAGUGCAUACGUAAUGCGGCGUCCGUUGUGUGAUCUAUCUUUGGAUACAAUGCGGCUCGGUAGACGUGAAAUUUAGAAUUUCGGCACCGAAGAUUAGAUUACUUGUAUAUAAAUUAAUUCUUCAACGGAUCCAUUGCGUAGGAUCGGAGGCGUUCAGAACCGUUCCAGCGGGAUCUCGCGUCCUGCACGGACGGACCGGUAGCUUUUAGAGUAUUACCAACACAUGUGCAUACCCAGUUGCCCAGGUGUAAAUCACACCUUAUGUUCUGUUCGGUAUUCGAAAUUAAUAAUAAACCAUUCGACAUAAGACCAUUAUAGGAAGUUUGUUGGGGUCAUAAGAGUCUUGGUGAUGAAGAAUCCAUGUGCUCAUCCUUAGAUCCUUUAGAAGCUAGGUCCAGGAAGAAAAGACCAUUAUUAGUGAAACGUGAAACGAGCCAAAAUGGGCAACUCGUAUCAACUUGUACUAUGUAAAUUCUUACCACAAAAGGUCUCUACUAUAUCUGGAUUCCGCCCGACGGGUUGCUAGGCCAUCGGGAUAUAGAUGAAACAGCCCGCCCUUGUAUAGUUUCCGAAUAGAGAGAAAUUGGCACUUGGUAGACGGAAGU